AUGGGACUCCGUACCAUUGAUCGGGACGAAUGGAUCGAGCUUGACAAUCACUUCCCAAAAUAUCAUGCUGACAAGGCAAUACGCAUUCAAGAGCGAGGCGACAAGUGCAUCAAGACUCACCCGGAUGCCGUUCCAGCCGCCAUGGAGCUCCUCGAGGAGCUCGCAAACUAUCUACCUGCGCGGUAUCCCGGCCUGUUUAAACGAACAGCAGUGGGAAUUGACAACGUUUGGUCGGGCGAGUCUUUUAACAUUCUGCAACGGCCACUCCGGGAAGACCCAAUGACAGUAUGUGCCAGGUUAAUUCAAGAUGACCUGGCCCUGUUACUAGAACAGCCAGACGGGACGUAUCGCCUCCUGGCCGGGUGUAUUCUCUUGGCUGGCUUUUGGAGACUCUCUGACAAGUUCGGCAUGUCACUGUCGGAUAUUCACACCUCUGGAAACGUCCCCUCCUUUCAAGAAAAGCUCGAAAGGGGCAUGGUCAAGUUCUUUCAGAGAAUCAAGACCGAUACCAUGUACGGACGCAGCAACUAUUUCAUCCAAGUCGACGAUUCGUUGCCGUGGAGCCACAGCAUUGGCGACGAGGACGACCCGGACGUGGGCUGGAGUACGGCCGAACAGGGCAAAAUUAUUCACCAUCACUGGUUCAGGUCCGAGAGACAGUCUCUUCGUCGACUACCCAGGACGCGGGCCAUUUGCUUCACCAUCCGGACCUACUUCUUGCCCAUUACCGAGAUGGCAGAGGAGGACUAUGUUCCAGGCAGGUUGUCCAGCGCCAUCCGUAGCUGGGACCAUGACGUCUCAAAGUACAAGGGCCGGGCGAAAUAUGAAGCUGUUUUGCUCGACUACCUCGACCGAAAACACCAGGACCAGGUGCGCAAUGGGCUGGAUUUGGCUCGCGAGGAACACGUGCGACAAUACCCUUGGUAA
Metarhizium brunneum ARSEF 3297 is the source of this 927-nucleotide messenger RNA. RefSeq lists its product as uncharacterized. The record is from RefSeq and is a predicted model, not a curated record. Lineage: Eukaryota; Fungi; Ascomycota; Sordariomycetes; Hypocreales; Clavicipitaceae.